CGAACGUAUUUUGAUGGAACAAACUGCGAGCCAAGCGGUACGGUGGCGCGUCGCUUUCGCCAAAACACGAGUUGACGGUCGGAGCUGCAAGUUGCAUCUCGAAAGGAAACAUUUUAAUAUGACAGCGACUGUGAAUUUAUUUCGCUUCAUUUACCAAAACAAUGUGUAAGAACGAAUAGGUUGAGGCUAAUUGACUAAUUAAGAUAUUCGGCACCAAUAUGACGUGGUUCCUCACCGACUUUGUUGUGAGCGGUUUAAAAAUUGCACGUGGAGGUGAAUAAUUGGUAUAUCCUGGUAAAACGUCACUGUUUGUACCAAUCAUUCUCUACUUUUUAGGAGGUAGCAUUAGCUUUACCAGAGAUGGAGUCUCUUUCAACAAAUGCUGGGGUUCGACUAACGGUGUCUCAGUGUUUCCGGUCACUCACCUCAUCCACGGACACUAAGGACAUCAUCACCGCUCUCCAGACACUCCACUCUUUCUUGAACGGUGACCCAGAAAGUAAAACGACUUCAGGCGAGCGGACAGAGUUCAGGAGAGCUCACUACACUCGCACUCUUCAGCUCCUGGUCGGUAACAUGGAGGCUGACUGGUUGCACAGCUUCACCGCAGCCCAGCGCACAGAGCUCUGGGACGGCCUGUUCCUCAAGGGUCCCCCAGAGCAGGCCCUGCUGGUGUUGAUGGAUGCGAUAGGGGCGCUGAGACCCACUACAAGUCUGGACCGCUUGGUCAGCAUCACUGAGAGGUUCCUUCAGAGCAGGCGUCUGGCUGACCUGCUGUGGAGCUACUGUCUGCAGACAGCUCCCACAGACUCCCCCCAGCUCAGAGAGACCCUGCUGGGGCGCGUCGCCUCGCUGCCAGACCUUACCGCCAACAAGUUACAUCUCAACAACAGGCCUUGUUUUCUUCCUCAGCAGUACUACCCACUACUGGCCACAGAGAUGCUCACUGUCCUGGAGCGAACCUGCCAGGCCCUCAGAGACGGCAAAGACUGUUCUUUGAUGUUUGUGGCUGAAGUUCUUGGAAAAGUGUGUAUGCAGGGCCACAGUGGUUUGGUCCUGGCAGUUAUGGCUCCUCGGCUUUCUUCCUGCACACGCUCGGACAUGGUGUGGCAGAGGGUUUGCUGGAAGCUGCUGGAGAACGUGCCUCAGCGCUGGAUGGAGAGCGUGCUCACUGGGCUGGUGCAGGCUGUCAGUGGACCUGAUGCCUUUGGCAGGAUCAUUGGGAAUCUAGUGUUAACCAAUAAAAAGGCCCAGUUCUUCAUCACUCAUAAGCUGCUCUUACUACAAUACAAGUAUGAGACUCAGGUGUUGAGAAUAGUUCUGGGUUACCUCGCAGCCGACAGGGAUCGACGUCCACUUCUUCUUCAGGUUUUACGGUCUGUGUCCCAGGCCUGGGCUAAUCCCAGCGCAGUGAAGCACACACCUCUAGAGCAGCAGCUGUAUGUCAGCAAAGCGUUACUGCUGAGUGUGAGUCUGCUGAAAGACUCGGAGCUACAGGAGCUACGCUCAGAGUUAUUUCAGUGUAUGCUGGGCGGCAUGCAGAGCCACCUGGACAGCAGCGUGGUGCGUAUCAGGCAUAUGGGUAUGGUGGUGGGAGAGUGCCUGAGCUCCCGCAUGGAUAUCAAUGGAACCAAACUCAAAUUUGAGUAUGAUCACAACGAAGAAACACGUGAGCUGCUUUCUCUCAUGACUCCUCUCACUUGUAAUGAGCCUGAACUUGAGCCUGAGCCUGUAAAUGGAGUCGACUCUACUGGCGAAAUCAAUGAAACCGUUUCAUUGCAAAAUAAAUCAGGUGCUGAAAAGCCAUCACAGCCUGAUCCAGACUCUGAUCUUGAUAGUGAUGACGAGCUCACUCCCUACGACAUGUCUGGAGAUCAGGAGCUCAGUCAGGCGUCUCCACCUCGCUACCUACGAGACUGUUUAGAAAUAUUCACAUCUUCUGAGGACCCAGUUCGUGUGGAGCUCAGUUUGAGAGUUGCUGAGAGUUUGGUGCGGAAGAACGUCUUUGCAGCCAAAGAGAUUAGUGUCCAGAUGUCCAAAGUGCUUCUUCACAUGGAGGACAAAUACAGUAUUAAGGGCUUCCUGAGUCUCAGACAGACGACUAUGGUGGCUCUCACUGUCACUGACUGUAUUCCUGUGACUCAGUAUUUGACCACAGAGUUUUACUCCUUGAACUACAGUCUUCGCCAGCGGCUUGACAUCUUGGAGGUCCUCGCCCUAGCUGCCCAAGAGCUCUCUAAACCAGUCGGUGAAAAGAUAACUCCAUCCACUGGCAUUGCUACCACCACUGAGCUGACUUCAUAUCCAGGUGACAACCCUGUUCACUGGCGACAAGUUGUAGAAAAACGAAUCCAGAGCAAGACAAAACGGCUCAGUAAGGGUGCCACACAACCUGUUGCCAGGGCAACCCCGAACCGUUACGCUCCGGUGGCUGGACACUUCUUUUUUCCUCUGCUCAGGAAUUAUGAUAAGCCUCAGGUGACCUUUGACCUGUUGGGCACCGACCACUUGGUACUGGGCAGGUUGAUUCACACUUUGGGCCUCUUCAUGCACCUAGCAGUCAAUGCACCAAUAGCUGCUCAGAUGGGUUGUGCUUUGCUGGAUUUUGUGUGGACAGUGCGAUAUCAUGUUGACCAGAUGGUGAGACGAGGCGUCCUCUUCGCUGUCUGCUCUGUGUUUAUGAGCAUGCCCAGUCAAAACCUGCUGGUGGACCUCGGUGAUCAGUUGUUUGAGACCAGAACUUGGCUAGCAGAUGUGGCUGAGGGAGACCCUGAUGCGGACUGUCGAAAUCUGGCUGUGCAGAGUCUGGUGCUGCUGGAUAAGAGCUUGAAGAAGCAGCUGCAAGAUCCUAAAGCACUGGAGUCAUGAUCACAGCAUCUACAGUGGACACUGAAAUUAUCUAUGUGAGAAUAACCACAUGUGAAGAGAGAUAAUUGUACUUCUACCUACUGGUCCUUAUAGAGACUGUGGUACUGAGGUUGGUGGAAAUGAUGUUCUGGAUGGCACAAAGCAGUUGAUCUGGUGGAAAUGAAUCAUCCUGAUGAUCCGCUAAGGAUGUCCUUUUAGCUCAAGAGCUACUCAUUGCAGGUGCUGCAGUUUUUCACAUCCUGGAACAUAAGCAGAGGAAGAGAAGGACACAUAACUUCUCACACAUUUCUGAAUGGCUUUGUGCCGGCACACAACAUAAUUGACUUUACUCUUUGAUGAAUGCCAAGCAUAUAAUGUAAGGACCAAAUAAAAUAUUAAUAGAAUGAA
Molecule: messenger RNA, 3255 nt
Organism: Mugil cephalus (flathead mullet)
Lineage: Eukaryota; Metazoa; Chordata; Actinopteri; Mugiliformes; Mugilidae
Gene: telo2
Product: TEL2, telomere maintenance 2, homolog (S. cerevisiae)
Exons: 20
Coding region: 361-2868 (835 amino acids)
Biological process (GO): telomere maintenance via telomerase; protein stabilization
Cellular component (GO): cytosol
Molecular function (GO): Hsp90 protein binding; telomeric repeat DNA binding
Source: RefSeq, a predicted model, not a curated record